Molecule: messenger RNA, 396 nt
Organism: Penicillium soppii
Lineage: Eukaryota; Fungi; Ascomycota; Eurotiomycetes; Eurotiales; Aspergillaceae
Exons: 3
Coding region: 1-396 (131 amino acids)
Source: RefSeq, a predicted model, not a curated record
AUGGCAUUUGUCUUUGCCGCAAGUGCGGCAGCAGCAUCUAUGGAUAAAUUGUCUAGCAAGAAAUUAGCUGGAAGACAGAAGGAUUGCACUAAUCGUGAUGACGCACGCAAAGCGGCACACGACGCGGGGUGCCAGAAUGUUCGUAAUGAUAAUCAUCAAGGCACUUUGUGCAAUGCGUUUGGAUGCAAUUGUGAUUGGGGAUGUUCCAUCGAAACCGGAUACGACGACGGAAACGACCCAAACGGUAGAGUGUUUGUUAAAGAAAAGUGUCCAGCAUCGUACAACAGUGAGGAUCACGACUUGGGACAGAAAGUUGACAAAUGGCAAUAUAGUGCUGUUAGUGCACUUGACUCGAGCGACAGUGCUUCAGUACCGUCUGUGAUGGGCAAACAGUAG